Molecule: messenger RNA, 309 nt
Organism: Cetraspora pellucida
Lineage: Eukaryota; Fungi; Glomeromycota; Glomeromycetes; Diversisporales; Gigasporaceae
Source: the annotation of a GenBank genome assembly
AUGUGUAAAAAAUUCGGUGUUGAAUACUACAUCGCUCCAGAAGUUUUGAUGGAUCAUAAAAUGGUUACACAAGCAGCUGAUGUUUAUAGCCUUGGUAGAUGUAUGGAUCCAAAUCCUAAAAAACGACCUACUGCAAAAUCCGUUAAUUUUCUAAUUGGAUAUUGGAUUGAAGAAAUAUUAAGUUCGGAUGAAGAUAACAAAAUUAAAAAUAAAGUUUUAGAAGUUUAUAAUAUACUACAAAUAAUUGAUACACUCAAAAAUUCGGCUUUGAUGAGUAAACCCAUCGAUAUCAUCGAUAUCUCAGAGUAA